AUGUGUGCAUAUUUUUUUAAAGUUAAUAUUUUGACCGCAUUAAUUAUACAAACUUUUAUUGUGAAUGCUAAUGCCUCCCAAAACAAGAGUUCGCAUCACACCAGACGACAAAAUGAAGAUAGUUUUUUUAAAACACAAAAGGCACCCUCCUACAGGUCAUUUCAACCGGUAUCCAUUAGAUACCAUAAAUCCAUCUAUCCUCGCGCUGAUGAUAGAUCAGAUUAUGAUAUAACCUCGUACGACACUGAAUACGGAGGCGUGGUAUCUAAUUUUACGUCUUCCAUUUACGACGAUAAUCCUCAGUUAUAUCCUAACCCCGAGUUUUUAUCUAGGAGUAAUCAGGUAAUAAGCAAAACUGCGGACAACAAAGUAGACACCGACAUAGAUUUACCAGACGACUCGCUAGCUGACGCGGAUCUGAAGGAACAUAACAUUAUAGAUAGCGUUACGUACUUGUACGGAUUUAAUAAUUGUCAUGGAGUUCGCAACGAAUGGAUGGUAUUGAUAUUUAUAACCAGUGGAAUAGCAGUCGUGUUGCUGUUAUCGGCGGUUAUGUGGCUAAUGUGGAGUGAGUAUGCUGCUGAGUUCCGGAAAAGCAGCAAGUUAUAUCCAAUCAAUAUCAACUUGUGCUGCUGUUUAGCAGCGUGCACCAUUAUUUACAUACAGGCGGUUAUGGGUGUGUCAUCCCCUUCACAAUGUGAGCGAAUAGCCCUACUAUUACACUACACUCACGUCUGUUGUGCUAUGUGGAUAGUGACAUUAGCUGCGGCAGUAGCGGAAUACUGUGCUUGUGACACUUUAUUACCCCUCAAGUAUAACUAUUUACUUGCAUACGGAGUACCAGCUAUCGUGGUCAUGUUCAACUACGCUCUUUCAAUGGAACACUACGAAGUAAAGCAUUACUGUUGGAUGUCCAUUGAAAAAGGAAUGGUCAUGGGUUUCAUGGUUCCAGCAAUGAUACUAAUUCUAAUCAACACAGCUAUAAUCAUUCUUGGUCUCCAAAGCGUAAACAAGAAACAAGCAGAAACUCUGACUGCGAAAAUACAAGAACUUGUUGAUCAUCAUAUAGCGAAUUGGCCUAAACAGGAUCAAACUGACGAUAAAAAUGGGAGUUUAGAUACUUUGGACAAUAUUUUUACGCCUGGCAGCAGUAGAAAGAAUACGGAUAGUUCAGAAACUCUAGACAAAGAUUAUAAUGUAAGUGAAGAUGAUUCUCAUUAUGUAAACUUGGCUGUACCAGAAGAAAAUGGUGAAAAUUGCAAUGACGCAAACCUAGCACAGUCAAAGAUUCUUCAAGAUAAAGGACUUUUGAAUAUGUUAUACAUGGACAAUGUGUCAUGGAAGUGGACUUUCAACACUGAAGGCAAUGAGUUAAAGGUCUAUUUGAACUUAUGUCUGGUUCUGGAGCCAUUCUUUGCGAUUAACUGGGUCAUGGGGGUGGUGGCAAUAGAGAAUGCAGCCCAUUGGUCUACGCCAACAAUCUAUUUGAUACUUGUUGUUACCAUGUACAUUUAUUUAACAACAACAAUAUGCACAACUCUGCCAAUAGUGAAGCCAAAGAAUACAGCACCAUGCUGUGAGGCAGUUAUAACUGAAACUACACUUCCUAGGAACAGGACCACCGACAGUAUUCCUUUACUGGACCCGACCAUCCAACAACCGAUUGUGACUCCAGCCCCUGCAGAUACCAUAAGUACCAUCAGUAUUUAA
This is a messenger RNA of Arctia plantaginis, 1710 nucleotides long. NCBI's taxonomy places the organism in Eukaryota, Metazoa, Arthropoda, Insecta, Lepidoptera, Erebidae. The record is from the annotation of a GenBank genome assembly.